Molecule: messenger RNA, 881 nt
Organism: Elaeis guineensis (African oil palm)
Lineage: Eukaryota; Viridiplantae; Streptophyta; Magnoliopsida; Arecales; Arecaceae
Source: RefSeq, a predicted model, not a curated record
CUACAACCCGCCCUCUCUCUCUCUCUCCGUUAUCUCGCAUCCAUUCCCUUUGCCGUCUCUCUCUCUUUUGCCAACUCUUUCUAAAUCUGUAACCCUCAUGGAGACUGAGGCAAAAACCUCGAGCGCGACGGUCGAGCACGUCACCAGGGCGUCCUCCGACGAGCUCCUCCGCAAGUUCGCCGAGCUAGACGCCGACCAGCCGGCGCGAUCAUCCCGGACGUCGGCCCGCCUCCCCAUCGUCCGCCGGAAGCGGUCGAGGCGGGUGAUGUCCGGCCUCGCCGCCAGGGACCUCGCCACUGGCGGCGCCGAGGCUCCCACCACGAGGAGGAGGAGGAGCGGGGGCGUGGCCGAGUGGAAGGCCCUCCUCCCCGCAACCGCUUCCUCCCGGAGGUCGAAGUCGCUGCUCCGGCGGAUGGGGAUCGGGCCAGGGGACGCCGUCGGAAUAAAGCUUCUACUGGCCGCGUUGGAGAAGACAUGGCGUAAGACAAUGGAAGGUGCAUCAAAGAUGUUUGUAGAGAAGCAUUGUAAUAAGCAUGUUCGCCUGAUGAGCGAUAUCGUGUAGAAGAGCCAAGCUACUGCCUUCCCAAUCUUCUCCACAUUCGUUAUGAAUAUUUCAAAUAAGACAAAGCAAUAGGUAAAUUGGAAAACCUACCCUUCAGGCAUAAACAAAGUAAGAAAAUUCUGCAUCAGAUGUGUAGGUCUAUUGAUACAUGUUUUCGAGAAAUAUAGGUUCUUCUUGUUAUCAUUGUUUUCCUAGAUAGCCACUCUUCCAAUCAUCAUCAAAGAGCAUCUGUAAUUUCUGUAACCAAAAAAAGAGUAUCAUGUAAUUACUUAUUUAUUGGAUUCAUUAUUAUCUAUGCAUCUGUAAAAUUACUGUGUCA